Molecule: messenger RNA, 2797 nt
Organism: Doryrhamphus excisus (bluestripe pipefish)
Lineage: Eukaryota; Metazoa; Chordata; Actinopteri; Syngnathiformes; Syngnathidae
Product: arfaptin-1-like
Biological process (GO): intracellular protein transport; regulation of Arp2/3 complex-mediated actin nucleation
Cellular component (GO): trans-Golgi network membrane
Molecular function (GO): protein domain specific binding; phospholipid binding
Source: RefSeq, a predicted model, not a curated record
CUACAGGAAGACAAGGUGAGGAAAUACUUCCGCGUGUAUUUGACGGUUUCUGUGCCUGAGCUUUCUUUUCAUUUGAGAGUUUAAAGCAUGUCAUCUUGAAGGAAAAAAAGCCAUAAAAGGGGAAAGGGACUUUUGUUUACUUUACGGAUCAGGUUGACAAAGAACAUGAUGACAGAGAUGAUGGAUCCACCACCAGAUGUCAUGGGCAUAUCAGAGGAGAACAUGGAAGUGAACAGCAACUGUAACCAGAACACCAAUGAUGACGCCACUUCCUGUCCAGCUGAAGCCACCACGAAGGAAGUGAACAGCAACUGUAACCAGAACACCAAUGAUGACACCACUUCCUGUCCAGCUGAAGCCGCCACGAAGGAAGUGAACAGCAACUGUAACCACAACACUAGCAAUGACAUCACUUCCUGUCCAGCUGAAGCCACAGCAAAGGAAGUCACAAUGGAAACUGAGAAGAGUUGUGCAACACCACAAAAGAGCAAGACAGUGGUUGUCCACGGCAACAACAAAAACAUGGCCGGUGAGAAGCUGCAGAUGGUCCGCAGGUGGAGUCUCAACACUUACAAGCGCACCAGGCAGGCUCUGUCAGAGAAACUGGGCCGGGGAUCUCACACAGUAGACCUGGACUUGAAGCCCCGCAUGGAGCUGCUUAAAGAUGACCGCCAGCGCUAUGAUCACGUCACCAAGUUGGCGCAGACACUGGCCAAUCAGCUGGCUCAGCUGAUCGCCACCCAGAAGACCUUGGGGGACGCCUUUGCGGAAAUGAGUCUCAAAACACCCUCGCUAUAUGUGGAGUUUGGCAUCAACGCAGAGGCUCAAAAGUUCCUGUCCAAGGACGGUGAGAGUGUAGUGGCGGCCUUCAACUCCUUCACAUCUGACAUGAACACACUGGUCAACAAGACCAUUGAGGACACCAUGAUCAACGUCAAGCAGUAUGAGGCCGUCAGGAUUCAGUACGACGCAUACCGCGUGGACCUGGAGGAGCUCAACCUGGGUCGACGUGACGCCACUACCCUUCCCAAACUUGAGCAGGCUCAGAAAGACUUCCAGAGCCAGAGGGGACGCUACGAGCACAUCAGGGACGAUCUGGGCGUCAAGCUUAAGCUGCUGGAGGAAAACAAGGUCAAAGUGUUGCACAACAACCUGUGGCUGCUCCACAGCGCCGUGGCCGCUCAUGCUUCAUCAUGUGACAAAUUCCUGCAGCAAAACAUCCAGCAGGCCGGCGAACACCUCAACAACCCCAGCGUGAGCGCCCUCUCCUGGCUGGAGGACUGCUGACACGCUGUUUGGGAUGGUGAGUCCACUGAGUUACUGAGGUGGCACGGAAUGUUUAUUCAUAGCAGAUUUGAAAUCCUACCAAAGUGAAUCAGACAAAAGGAAGCUGUAAAAAUCACACCACCAGAGGGAAGUGUAGCACUGUAAAUGCUCCAAUUAUGGCCGGGUUGUUUAUUAACCCAAAACGCAAAGACGAUGGAAGCUGAAAGACAACUCAUUAUGUAUAAGAAGUUGAUAUUUCAAACUUUAAUUGUAAUUUGUGCAUGAGUACAUGAGAAUAGGGGAAAAAUGAACCAUUGUUGUAAUUGCAGUAAGGAGUAAAUUGCUCAACUAGCUUUAAUAGCGCUGACGAGUCCAUUGUUAACAGUACCACAAAUUUUAAAGCACAUAUGUAGUGGUAGUAGUAAACAAAGCUUAAGUAUGCUGACCACUCAUAAUACUUCAAAUUAAGCUACUUCCAUCUUGUGGAGUUAAUACGAAAACUACAUCGGGAGGUUGCCUGUAGCCACAGUUCUUAAUGCUAAGGUAUUUUUUUUUUACCUAAUUAGAGACUACAGCGGUUAUCAGCUUUUGUAGACCAUGCACCCAAUGACAAUUGGAAUGAUGGCGGUUAAUUGAAUACAUGCUUUAAUUGGAGCAUUGACAGUGUUAUUGAUAUUAAUAAUAUUCAAGCAAAAAUGUGUUUGUCCGGAUUUAAAUAAGCUUUACUUGUGCAUCCCCUCACUCCUUUGAGCCUCGCGGGAGUCUCCAAUUGUUUAUUGGUGAGAGGCACUAAGCCAUAUUUGUGUGCAAUAAUGUUCCAAAAAAGACCUUUUAAUGCAACAUGUUUAAGGAACAUUCCAACUUUUAAAUUAUGACCAAAACAAUUCAUUGAUUCAAUUUUUUUUUUUUAAUGCAUGGACAAAUUGCUCUACUUCCUUUUGUUGUUUUUAUUGUCCUUUCCUUUUUUACACUGCAGCUAUAUGUUUUUAAUGCAAUUUUUGACUUUUUAAGGAUUUUUUAUAUACAUAAACACCGAAAAUGUGUGUGUGUAUAUACUGUAGAUACACACAUUGUGUCCCCCCCGCAUAAGGUGACGACAAUUAGAGACUGAAUGUCAAUUAUUGUCAAACAUUUCAGAGGUUUAGUCACAUAACCCUUUAUCUUGUGAACAAUUUGAAUUUGUCUUUAUGGGAAUUUUGAAGUGGGUUUUGUUUUUGUUUGUUUGUAUCCUUUAAAAAAAAUUAAAGUAUGACUGACUAUACAUAUUAAUAUUAUUCGCGUGUUCUUUUGCUACUAUUUAGAAGUAAUUAGAGAUGACCACAAAAUUACUGCCUAUUUGGUGCUUGUGUCUUGGCUUGUGGGGCUUUCAAAUUAAAGUGAUUACUUGCCAGGCAACACAACACACACACACACACACCUAACUUGGUUUCUUGUUUGUGCCUGUCCUAGUGGCAUACGUAUCAAUGCUUUUCAAUGGCAAACAAACAUAUUUUGCUUUUCUUUCCCGACGUCCUCACGUGUAUUAGUUUUU